This is a messenger RNA of Cottoperca gobio, 2249 nucleotides long. It is a transcript of the gene nfkbie, whose product is annotated as nuclear factor of kappa light polypeptide gene enhancer in B-cells inhibitor, epsilon. Gene Ontology annotation, cellular component: cytosol. The transcript has 6 exons. NCBI's taxonomy places the organism in Eukaryota, Metazoa, Chordata, Actinopteri, Perciformes, Bovichtidae. The record is from RefSeq and is a predicted model, not a curated record. Bases 383 to 1423 code for a protein of 346 amino acids. Gene Ontology annotation, biological process: cellular response to tumor necrosis factor. Gene Ontology annotation, molecular function: NF-kappaB binding.
CUUCGCCUUUCACAUGUCAGCUUAUCGCCUUUCAUUGCUCAUAUGCUCCGCGCUUGGAGCUCAUGUCGUUACCGGAUAUCUAGACGACGGGCGGCCGAUUCGCCUCUUUUUGCUUGUUUUUAAUCCACUUCACGAAGUCUGGAAGGACCGUACCAUAGUUUGAAACUUUAAAACAAAUCAAAAGGUGAAGGCCUGUUGCUUGGGAGGUAAUGUAUUAUCGGUUAGUGGCAUGAAACGAAGCGGCUCAUUCCUCUGGUUUCACAAAGGAGCGGUGGUUUCCUCGGGUGUCAGCAGGCUAUCCUCGGAGUCCGGUCACCGAGCACCGAACACCCGCAAGUAGCCUUUAAAUCCUCAGGGAAGGAGGGAGGGGGGAUACCCAGCCAUGGCGAGCGACGACUGUAGGAAAGAUGACUUGCUGGAGGAUAACCGCACAGACUCGGGCAUUGACUCGUACCGCUCUAUACUGAAGUCGGAAGAGCCCCGGGAGCCGAGCACCGACUUCAGCGGGCCAAGGGACAAGUUUUCAACCGGGGAGGAGCGCCUGGACUCCGCCUAUGACUCCUCGUCCAUCACGGCGGAGAGUCUAUCGGAGAUCGUGGAGGGCUGCACGCUCUCCAGCGCCAAGGAGGAGCAAGCACCGAGCUCUGAAUUAUCUGAACAGGAGGAGAACUUGCUCGCAACUAUCACAGAAGAUGGAGACACAAUCCUGCACUUGGCAAUCAUUCAUGAGGAUAAAUGCAUCUCCCAGAAGUUGAUACAGAUAUUUCCAAAAGAAGUCCUGGACAUCCAAAAUAAUUUAUACCAGACCGCUUUGCACCUGGCCACCUACCUGAACCUGAUAGGUGUGGUGAAGGGCCUGGUGGAGAAGGAGGUCAGCCUGGAGCUGCAGGACCAGGAGGGGAACACAGCGCUCCAUGUGGCCUGCCAGCAUGGGCAGACAGAGUGUGCCCUCGAGUUGACCAGAGAGGUUUCCCUCAGCAAGAUGGCUCCGGUCCUCGAGACCCAGAACUGGAGAGGUCUUGCCUGUCUUCACUUGGCUACACUGAACAGGCAACAUCAGAUUCUGAAGCUCCUGGUGAAAAAGGGAGCAGACCUGAAUAUCCAGGAAGGAACCAGCGGGAAAACGGCUCUUCAUCUCGCCACUGAGCUGCACGACAUGACAUCAGUGAAGCUGCUGCUCAGCAGGGGAGCCAAUGUGGACGCUGCCAUGUUUAACGGCUGCACGCCCCUGCAUCUCGCAGUGGGGAGACAGGACGCCGCCAUCGCCAACCUCCUCUGCCAGUCUGGCGCCGACACAAUGCUGCGAAACAUGGAGGACGAAACUGCGCUGGAUCUGGCCAAUGGCAACGAUGACAUUCUGGCACUAUUUCCUUUUGAUGACAUCCACAUCUCCGGGAGGUCGGUGGUCCGUGUGAAGUUUUGAGCUGAACCGUAGGCGCUGCAGCUGGAACUUUUUUUGAUUUAAAAAAAGAAAACAAAGAAAGAGAAGAAGAGGAAAAAAAAAAAAAAAGCUGCGUUUGAGCUGAAGUUUUCAUUAGUGCCUCUAUAACAAAUAUGUGCAACACAAAAUCUUACUUCCCUCAGACAAAAAGCGUUAUUCUGCUAAAUUGAACGCUGAUAGAAAGUCAUUGGUUCAAUUAUUCUGCUCCUUUCCUCUGGAAGUGUUGCAACAAAAGCCGCCUCAAUGUGAGCGCCAAACUUUCUGUCAACAUGUUCAAUGUCCAUAAAAAAUUCUACCUCCUUUAUAACCUAGUUUUAAUGGCUAGAAAUUAAACAUUCAAUUUGCUUUAUUUCAGUUUCUCAAACUUUAUCAAUGCUAUGAUUGCAUUUUAUUUCACAGCCAUAUGUUGUAGCCACAUUUUUUUUUUUUUUCUUGCAACGCCACCAAAUUACAGACGAUACAACAGAUUAACAGAAAGACUUCAUGAGGAAUCAGAGGCAGAGCAAAAUAAAUGUUCCAGUUACUAAAUGUAAAACUGUGUCCCAAAGUCACCUGCAAUCCUAUAAAGACAAACAAAUCACAUCCCUGCAUUUUAUUAGAAAACCGGUAGCCCUUGUAAAAAAUUAAUAUAUAACACAAACAAGCAUCAUCUUUUUUAGAUUUUUUUUAGCUUUGCUACUUCAUGUUGUAAAGCAGUUUUCUUUAUGUAUGUUAUCCUUCAUCUGCAGUCAACUGUUCCUGUACUUUGGUGUGUAAUUAAUAUAAGCCGUUUGUUUAUUUUGUAAUAAAAUGGAGAAAGAAAACCUCA